This is a messenger RNA of Cheilinus undulatus (humphead wrasse), 2714 nucleotides long. RefSeq names its product mitochondrial E3 ubiquitin protein ligase 1a (gene mul2). NCBI's taxonomy places the organism in Eukaryota, Metazoa, Chordata, Actinopteri, Labriformes, Labridae. The record is from RefSeq and is a predicted model, not a curated record. Bases 222 to 1286 code for a protein of 354 amino acids. The transcript has 7 exons. Gene Ontology annotation, biological process: protein ubiquitination; organelle organization. Gene Ontology annotation, molecular function: ubiquitin-protein transferase activity.
CGUCAGUCUGUGAUAGCGUCACGGGCGACACUUCUUUCUGUUCCGGUUUAUCACCUGUACGUCUACUUGAACGACAUGUCUACUGAGAGAAUCCUGAGAUUCUAACCUUCUUCAUGUGAAAACAAGAAAACCAGAGCUGUAUUCAUCACCAAGGACAUUCUUGUGCCAGGUUGCGCCACUUUCACAGUCUGCUUCCUUCGAAGUGACGAGGCGCUUAAGGAAUGGAUGGAUUUCCUUUGACAUUUACAGAGGCAGUGUGUCUUGGGGCCAGCCUCAGCCUUACAGGCAUCUGCUAUUAUCUCUACAGAAAGAGCCGGAAAACACUAGAUCAACUAGAUGAUGCGCCACACUUCAACAUAGAUAGCAAACUUGGAGACAUUUUGAAAGCUACCCCAGGAGCAUGUUUACAGUAUGCUGUCAUUGAAGGCCCUGUGCAGCCAAUCGGAGAGCCACUGAAAAGUCACUUCCACAAAGAUUUGGUCGGUGUGUUGCAGAAAUUCAAGUUAACGGAGCACAGGCUGGUAUGGAACGGCCUUUCACGCACUUGGACAGACAGUGAAAGAGUUCUACACCAAAGAGUGAACUCAGUGGCGUUCCUGAUAUCUGGACCUGAUGAGACGACUGUCAGAAUCCUGAAUCCUUUGCAGGCCUUAGGACAUUACAUGGAGAUAACCUAUGAGAAGUUCCACCAGGUCACAUAUGGCUUGGGUGACAUCGUUGGACAAUACCUCAGUGGGGAGAAACUCAAAGGGCAGCUGGAGACAGAGGAAAUGCUCAAAGUUGGUGCGAAUCUUACAUGUGUGGGUGAGCUGAUUCUAGACACAGAUGGCACCCUGAAUCUACGACCCCCCUCUAAUGGUUCUUUGUACUUUUUGAGCACUACGGACUUUGACACCCUCAGAGGAGAGCAGGAGAGCUCAGCUGUUUUGUGGAAGGUUCUGGCCAUCAUCUCUGCUCUGGCUGGAGCAGCGGUCCUUUUAUGGGUUGGUCGGCGUUACUACCACCAGCUGAAAGUCCGAUGGGAGCAGGAGCAGGAGAGGAGGGAAUUUGACAGACUUAGGGCUGAAGCCCCAAGAGCGCGUGCUUCAGCAGCAAGCCCAGAUCAAGAUGAGGAGGAAAACCUGGAGAACGCCUGUGUGAUCUGCCUCACUCGGCCACGUAAUUGUAUUCUGUUGGACUGUGGGCACGCGUGCUGCUGCCACAACUGCUACCUGGCACUUCCACAUCGUAGAUGCCCUAUAUGUAGACAGCACAUUAUCAGGGUGGUGCCUCUGUACCACGUUUGAAACACCUGUGUGACCUCAGUGGAGCUUCAUCACCAAACUGUGCAAGUUUUACACCUCAAAGGUGUUCACCAGUGAUUCUCACAAUUUUAAUGAGGGCCCCACUGACAGAAUAAAGUUAACAGAAGAGCCCCUUUUAUCAUAGAAAACCACCCAUAAUGAUUUGUAUUUUGGCAUAUUAAUCUGUCAUCCUAAAAUAGUGUAACAACACAGCCACUACAGUCUAGAUUCAAACCAGGUCUAUCUUCAUACUGGCGUAAGCUAGCACGCAUUUCCUUCACUUUCCUUCGGUUAUAUAUGUAAUCUGUCAUUAAAAUCAGUGUCAGGCAUUCAAGAUGUGCAUCACUGAACCGGUUACUCCAUUUUCUUUGUAUCCUCUGGAUAGUGUUCAUGAUUGUAAAUGUUGACUGAUGGGUGGAUGUGCUCCCAAAAGACUUUUUUUGUUUCAAAGCUUGAUUUAAACACCAAUUCCAGAAGUAGCCUACACCUGAUCAGAGUUCACUUUUUGAGUGUCAUUUCUCUGCAACUUAAUAAGUUCACCUUUCAAAGCAGAGACUCCAGGUCUCUUACAUCUUUGUUAAGGGCAUCUACGAUCCACCACAUUGUCAUUUAAUCAGAUGACCGUUAUCCCUUUUGUUGGCUUUAUAACUGACUUUUCAGAGUCUAGGAACAUAAUUUCUGCCAUAAUGUGAACUUUUAGAUGUUUGUGGGGAAGUGUUCUGUUUAUAUUUUAACAUUUCAUUUGUAUUGGCUGUGUUGUCACAUUUUUAUGAGCUACCAUGCGAGCUACCAAUUAAAGCCUGAUGAGCCGCAUAUGGCCCAUGAGUUGUGCAAUAACUAACGUCAGUUUUGGACUUGGUGCAUGUUUGCUGCUGGAUAACUGCCGCGCGUGUCAGCUCUAGCUCAUGCCAUCAUGGCUUCCAUACCAGGCUGCAUGUUGUAUACAUCUUCCUGCUGUCACAGUCCUGAGAAGUCCAACCUCAAUAAAUCUCCCUACAAAUUACUCAACCCAAUGUAUAACUAAGCAGGAAAAUAUCAGAUAAAAUCCUUCAGUACAAAUGAGGUGAGAUUCUCCACAGAAAUAUCAAACUGGGCACAAACCAGUGCUGUGUUUGUCUUACCUGAGACAUAUUCUACAUAUCUGCUGACAUAGGUAAAUACACCUCUCUGUUUGAAUUCUCUCUGUGUGAAUUUUUCCUGCUUUUAGUGGAAAGACACGUGAAAUAGGCAGGUAAUUCUCGACAAUCCUGGCGCAUGAGAUAUGCUUAUGAACUGCAUGACACACUCAUUCUGAAAGCCCUGACUUGUUAACAUACACACCAAAAUGAAGAUGCUGUGACGCAGCUGUUACGCAGCCACCACGCACCAAGUCUGAAACAGCUGUAACUGUGGUGUAAACUGAUGCACCAACAAAUAAAAACUCAUAUUUUA